AUCCGCGCCCAGGUUAUUGAUUCGCUAUUUCUUCCUUCUCUUUCUCUUUACAGAUGGUACAUUACGUGUCCGCGUCGGCCCUCACCUCCCAGAGUAACCUGUCGGCGGCCAACCAACAGCCAAUCACCUUUGGCCAGCUGCUGCGCAACGCCGGCAACAUGGGCGACAUUCGGGACUGUCCGAAUGCCUGCGGAGCCAAGAUCGGAAUCCGACGUGCCUUGCUUAACCGUCCAGAUGUCGUCUCGAUCGGUGUGGUUUGGGACUCGGAACGUCCGGCCGCCGAUCAGGUGCACUCCGUCCUAAAAGCCGUCGGAACUUCGCUUCGCCUGUGCGACGUCUUCCACCAGGUGUCCGAUCAACGGUGGGCUCAGACCGUCAACCACGAACUGGUCGGAGUGGUGUCCUACUACGGCAAACACUACACGACCUUCUUCUUCCACACCAAGCUGCGCGUCUGGGUGUACUUCGACGAUGCCAACGUCAAAGAGGUCGGCCCCAACUGGGAAGGCGUGGUGGACAAGUGCUCCCGAGGACGCUACCAACCGCUGCUUCUGCUCUACGCACUGCCGCAGCCGCAGCCUCAACCACAGCAGGUCACCGCCCAGGAGCUUGCCGCAAUGCAACAAGCUCAACACCGGAGAGCGGUGACUCCCAGCCCCGAAAAGGCUCCGAUCGGUUCACAGAACCGCAGAGCCAUUACGCCAACCCCAAAUCGAGCGGUCUCCGUCUGCGACUACCAAAACCUGAGUGUCAUCCAGAGCAAGAUCUUCCCCAACGAAGAGAAGGAAAGCUACAUUAGCCGCAAGGCCGUCCAAAACGUCCUCAACGCUCAACAGUACCAGAACCUCUCCGUCAUCCAAGAUAAGAUCUUUCAGCAGCAACAGGACACUGACAAGUCCGAUCAAGGUGGAUACAUCUCCAAGAACGCCCUCAACGCUCAAAUGCGCAAACAACCCAUGAAUCUCCAUCGAAGUCUCAGCGCCGAAUCCGGUCAGGUAUCGCCCCCCUCAUCAUCCACCUCCUCCUCCUCCCCCGACGGUCUCUCCAUCCCGGAUCACCUCAACCAGCCGCGUCGCCGAGACUCCGGCAACUGGAGCGGCGAUCGCAACUCGGCCUCCUCCUCAUCCUCCACCACCCUGGACAACCCUUACCUCUACCUAGUCGGCAAACGCAACGGCAGCGUACCCGCCAGCCCCACGCGCCAGGGACAAUUCUACGACGCCGGCUACGAUUCCUACUCGCUCUCGUCAACCGAUUCCUUCCCUCCGAAGCACCCGAUCAACGGCAACAACAUGCACCUAGCCAAGAUCCCCGAAUCCGUCGUGCUCAGCGGCGACUGCGAGAAGCUCUGCAUGGAGGCCGAUCAACUGCUAGAAAAAUCCCGCAUCCUCGAGGAAGCCCACGAUCUGGAAACGGCCCUAGUGCUGUGCAACGCGGCUGCAAGCAAAGCCCGCGCCGCCAUGGAUGCUCCGUACAGCAAUCCGCACACGAUGACCUUCGCCCGGAUGAAGCACAAUACCUGCGUCAUGCGGGCUCGAUCCCUGCACCGGCGGAUCCUCAUCGAAAAGGGCGGCGAGAUCAUCAAAGAGCAACAGCAACAACACCAGCAAUUGGCUUACAAUCUGGCCGGGAUCGGCACUGGUGGAAUCGCUCACCGAAGACAAAACAGCAAGGAGAAACUGCUGAGUAGCGGACGUCAAAACAGCAAGGAGAUGUUGCACGAGUCGGGAAGUUCAACUCUGACGCGAAGCUCGCCGUCCAAGAGCAUCGAGAUCUACGCGACACUGCCGAAGAAGAAGGUAACGCUGAAGUUGGUCGAAGCCGAGAACAUCGAGGAAGUGAUUCAGGGCACGGUUGAUGUGAAACCCGAACGGGAAAGCCGAUCGCUGUUCGGGCGGAGUAAGGACUCCAAGGAGAAGCGCAGCCGCAGUGAGGAUCGCAACAAGAUCAAUCGGGACUUCCAGCUAGCGGAUGCAUCGUUGGUGAAUGCGAAGGAUACUCUCAAGAAGCACAAGGAGGAGAAGGAAACCGACAAGAAGGACAAGGACGCCAAGGCGGGAAAGAAGCAGCACAAGAUUAGGCGGAAGCUGCUGAUGGGUGGGCUGAUCCGGCGGAAGAACCGAUCGAUGCCCGAUUUGACGGAAGGAGCGGGUGCAGCGGAUGAGCCUGCCGGAGGUAUUAUCCCACCGAUCAAGCAGAUGGUGUCGAUCGAUGACAGCACGGUUGGACUGAGUCUAGCCAAGGAUGCAGCUAACAGCGGGUAUCUGUCUGAAGGACACUUCGACUAUCAGGUAUCCAACACCAACCCGAAUCUGGAGCGAAGUAAGCUGAUGCGCAAAAGCUUCCAUGGAAGCGGCAAAACUCUCACAAUCCCGAAAGUGCCACCGCCACCGCCCGUACGGGUGGGAUCAUCCUUGACUGCUCAACAACUUCAGCAGCAGCAGCAACAACAACAACAACAGCAGCAAACUCAGCAAAUGCUGCAAGUGCAGAAACUACCCCUGAAUGGUGCCAAUCUCCGUCACCUGGAGUUCCAGGAAAGUCAUCCACCGGCUUCUCCGCUGGAACCGUAUCACAAGGCAAACCUCUCCAAUCUCUCAACCAUGAGCUCGAACACCAGCAUGAGCGAAGACUCCUGCCAGACAAUAAUUACGACCUGUGCCGUGGUCCACCAGGAACAGUCCCCUAUGAAACCGCAAGAUCAGCAGCCCUACUCAUCAUCAGCUUCAGUCGAUGAAGUUGACUCGAUUGUCAAAUACAAUAGCGCACCCAGCAGCAAUAGCAACGGCCCCACCCAAAUGGAGCUGCCACCGUAUCCAAGCCCGCCGUCGACCACGUGCCAUUCGCGUCAGGCCAGCGAAGAUUUCCCUCCGCCGCCACCGGCGAUCGACUUUGAACCACUUAACGAACAGCUAAGCGAAAUUCAAAGUCUUCAGCAACAGCAGGGAAAGAGUACGCAGCCAAUUCAUCCACAACAGUACCACGUUCAGAACACAACAAGCAUCCUGGCACAGCUACAAGCCAAACAGCACCAGCUGAUGAUGAACAAGUUGCGCGAACAGCAACAACAGCAGCAGCAGCAGCAACAACAGAACAACAACGCCAACAACCCCAUCAGCGCUUCCGAGAUCCUGAACGAGACGACCCGUUCGGAGAUCUGGCUGAAGGAACUGCAAGCCAAGCAGAUCGCACUGAAGCAGCAGCAACAGCAACAGAAUCAACCACAAGCACAGCAACAACAGCAGCAAAGUAUGAUGCACCAGCAGCAGCCAAGCAACGAUCAGCGAAGCGUACGCGAUUUGGCGUCCAGAUUCGAGCAGAUCAAGAUGGCACCAAUGCCGGCGCAGCAGACGCAACAACCGUCUCAGGCGCCGCAGCUACAACCGACGCAGCAGCCAAGCGUGGUGGCUGCGCCGACGAUACGUCCCUAUCCAAGUCAGGAGCUACUAAAUGGAGUCACUAAACAGACACUGCCGCAGCCAGCACAGCAACCACCACCGCCCAACGUACGAACGGGCAUGAGUGGUCUCCUGACGGAUCAGAAGGCGAAACAACCAUUGACGAGCACGCUGUCGUCGGAUACCGUCGCCAGCAGCAGUUCCAACGCACAAGAUGGAGUGGAUGAAGUUGACUGCAGAGCGGCGUACAAAAUACUGCCCAAGCCAAGGUAUGAUAUUGCCCAGUCUCAGAUUCAAGAAGAGAUUCGAGAGGUCGAGAUGCUGAAUCAGGUGGUGCAGCAAACGUUGAACAAUUCUACUAAUAGCAACACUGUUGCGAAUGCACUCAAUAAGAGGACAAAGAAGAAGAGCGUGUCGUUCUGCGAUCAGGUGAUACUGGUGGCAACGGCAGAUGAUGGUGAAGAAGAUGACUUCAUUCCGAAUCCGAUACUGGAACGCGUCUUGAGGACGGCUGGCAACGGUAGCGGGGAUGCUGAAGAGCGACAAGGACAGAACUCUCCGCAACCUGUGUUGUCCACUAGCAUUACGUACCACCCGAUCAAGACACCGGCAGGCGGGCAGUACUCACUGGCUGCAGAUAUGCACAAGCAGAACAUGGAGAUUCAACGACAACUGCAGCAGCAACAACAGCAGUACUAUCAAGCUCAGCCGCAACAGCAGCCCAAUGACAGCUAUCAACAAUACUCAGUCAUUCCAAGCAACGCUGCCGUGUUCAAAAAUCAGCAAUUACAACAACAGCAGACGAUAUUCAAUGAUAACUCAAUACCGAAACCGUCAAUCUACCAAUCUCCUCCAAUGCAACAGCAGCAAUAUCUACAACAGCAGUCACAGCAGCAGCAGCAACAACAACAACAGAAGUUGCGGCUAUUCGACGACAGCAGUAGCGAACACAGUUACGACAUGAGGUUAGCUCCACCAACAUCCGCUCCAUCUAGCUACGGAAGUUCUCCGUACAUGUCCGUCCCAUGCCCAAUGGAUCAAGGCUUCCAAACGGUCUCCGCGUCACCAACCAUAACCACCAACACGAUGGUCAUGAAUGGCUCUCCGAAUCCAGCUCUACCGCUAGGUAUCCGGCAGAACCUAACCUCAAUGAUGCACCAGCAAAAUGGAUCCGUCCUGAGACAGCAGCAGCAAUCUCCCCUGAUGGUAUCGCAGCAACCACAGCAACCUUCCAAUGUCUACCAGAAGCCGCCUAUGCCUGUCAACUACACGCAACAACAACAGCAGCUGAACAUGAUGCCUUACAGCACCAAUUCUAACCCUUACAAUACUUACAGCACGCAGCCACAGCUGCAGCAGUCUCCCCAACAGCUUCCAUCGCCCUAUCAGAGGGUACCAUUGCCUCACUAUCAAGACUCCCCUUACCAUGAUCUCCCCCUGCCCCAACAGCAACAACCGCAGUCUCCUCCUCAUCAGCAGGUCUACCUCCAACCCCAACAGCAGCAACAACAGAAGCCCCAACAAAAGAAGGUGAGCUUCGAACCGGGCACCAAAGGUGGCUCCGAUUGUCCACCAUCACCUCAACCUGUCCCAUCCUCCAACCCUCAGACUCUCCCCCCGACCGACCCCCAACAACAACAACAACAACAGCAACAAGUCGGACUCCCGGUCACCCGGGUAGCCAUUGCCACCUACAACAGCAACGCCAUCGUCAAAGCCUCGGCCAAGGCCGUCCAGUGCAGUCUCUGCCGGAAGAAGCACUGCAUCCUGCCGGCGGUGUACUGCACCGAUUGCGAGUUCUACAUGAGCCGCUUCCAGGGUCCGAUGCGGAGGUGAUGCAACCCUGCCGUCCCGGAGCUGCGGUGCGGACAGGUGCAGUGUGAGUGCAACGGUUGACUGCAACUUCCAGGUGCGUUUAACCGUGUGCUCAGCUGUGCUGAAUUGGGCCGGCCCAGCGUGAAUAGCGUUGCUUCGUGGGGAAUUUGAAGGGUAUAGGAAACGUGUGAACAAUACAACAGGACAUAUAGCGAUCUGCCAACGGUCGAAACCUCUUUCAAUCAGCCGAAGAACUUUCAGUCGGAUUUAAUUACCGAUUAUUCGUCACAACAACAUUCACCAAACUGAAAAAUUUACUCGAAUUGUGCAUAGUUUUCACAAUUGAACAAGUAAAGAAUAUUUUCGAAUAACAUUAGAAUAAUUCGAACUUACCUUUGGAAGCGAAGCAUGCGGUGAAAAGUUUGGCCGAACACUAGCAGCACGAACACAGCUCACAAGCAGCAACGCAAUCUUCUCGCACAAAAUGCUUUACAAGACUGACAGUUCGUUUGACUUCGCACUUCGUCGCCUGCUUUUCUUUCUGUUUGUGUGCAGCAGCUCAACACCGCUUCGCCUAUAUGCCCUGUUGCCUUUUUCACAUAUGUUCCCUAUAGAACCCACAUCCCAAAUUCGGUCUCGGCAACGAAAAAAAAACGAAGUGCAAAUUAGUUUGUGUUAGCCUAUAGGAAAAACAAAACGUGCCUUUCAGCGGGGAUCCACCAGUCCACCGUUUAAUGUUCCGACUGCUGUGAAUCCAACCUUAGGUCAUUUUUUUUUGUAACUUUGCGGUUAAUUUUAGUUGGUUAUUUUAUGCCUGCGGUUUGAAACCGCCUGUUGGGCGCUCGUUAGGGAUAACUUAUAAAAAAGCAAAAUUGAUGCGGAUUUUAAUCAUUGAAAAAAAAAACUGGCGAAGCUUCUUUUGAAAAGAGGCCUAUCGCUGCCGCCGUUUUAGUGGUACGUUACACGUGUGUACAGACAGUUAGAAAUGGGGUAGAAAAGUUUUUAGGUUGCUGUUUUUUUCUUGGGAGAGAUUGUGCUCCUGUCGAAUGUGAUAUCUACUUUUUUGCUCGAGUUUAUAUCUUUAUUUAAAUUUUGUUUUUCGUUCUGACUCGCGGAGUUAGAUUUUAAUUGUAUUAUAAGACAAUCAGAAAUUCGUCCAAUUAGUGUAAGUAAAUAGACCUACUAGCGGUUAAGAGACUUAACGAACAACCAUUCCCGAUACUGCCCAUUAAUGCAUUUUAUCCAUAGAGUGACCUUACUUGUUAGUUUUAAGUUUUAAUAUCAAGUGUAUAAAAGACACGAACUCCAACUUCGUCGACAUUCCAGCUUAUAUAUGAACAGUUCUACUUAAGAAUGACUUAAACACGACAGACCCGACAAUGGAAACUAGCAUUCCGAACGACCAAGCGUAAGUAUUAUACCUAAUGCAACAAUUAUACAACGUGUGAGAUUUGAAGUCUAAUCUCCUCUAUUUGCAGAGGAUUUUAUCCUCUCGUGAACAACUUUCGUGUACAUUUUGUGCUAUUUCUUUAUUUUUAUGCUUAUUUUUAUUAUAGUGUUUAUUUUAAUAUUAUCGACAUAUGAUUUAUAACGAGUAUUUAAAACAAUGAACAAAAAAUAAUGAAAUAAAUUUCCUUUCUAUUUUCAGAAUAAUAAAAAAACGUGUUUUAUUCGUUUUGAAUAUUGAGAAAUUCCAUUUUCUACCACGUUUGUAUCUAUCUCUUCUCAUGACACUCAAAU
Aedes albopictus (Asian tiger mosquito) is the source of this 6953-nucleotide messenger RNA. RefSeq lists its product as uncharacterized. The record is from RefSeq and is a predicted model, not a curated record. Bases 54 to 5234 code for a protein of 1726 amino acids. NCBI's taxonomy places the organism in Eukaryota, Metazoa, Arthropoda, Insecta, Diptera, Culicidae. The transcript is spliced from 4 exons.